AUGCUUGAAACCGCGAACCUCCCAACCCAUCGUCGUGCAUGGCGCCGCACCGAUGACUUGACCCCUGGCGCGCCCAAAGUGAAGCUCGUCGUCAAGCCGCUCCGCUUGCCCCUAUCGCCCACGCAAGUUCUCAUCAAAGUCCGCGCCGUCGCCCUCAACUACCGCGACGCCAACAUCGCCAACGGCGGCAACCCCUGGCCCGUGCUGCCCCGCGGCAUACUGGGCAACGACGCGGCGGGCGACAAGCCCGGGCGGUCGUGGCGUGCCGCGGACCAGGACGCCGUGCUUGCGGACCACCUCGUGUUCGACGAGAAGCUGCUGGCGAAGCUCCCUCCGCAUGUUGACUGGGUCAACUGGAGUAUCAUCCCGUGCGCCGGCGCGACCGCCUGGUCUGCGCGCAAGGGCUUGUCGAUCGGCCAAAGCGUCCUGAGUCAGGACACGGGAGGCGUCGCCAUGUUUGCACUCAAACUUGCGCAAGCUUCCGGGUUCAAGAUCAUCCUCAGUUCUCCGAGCGACGCAAAGAUCGAGGCGACCCAGAAAGCCUCUCCCUCCGCGCCUGUAUACGGCGUUAGUGGCGUGUGCGUCAACCUGGUGGUUGGGAACGGAGGGACUCCAUCGCUCGUGCAGAGCGUGAAAUGCACACGCCGUGGUGGCGUCGUGAGCCAAGUCGGGUACCUAGGCGAGCGGAACCCGGCUCAUUUGAAGGACUUUGUGUCGACGAUUCUUGACAGAAGAGUUAACGUCAGGGGCAUCAAUACGGGAUCAAGCCUUGAUCUGGAGGAUCUCUGUGCCGCUAUAUCCGCCACGGUCUGA
Messenger RNA from Colletotrichum graminicola M1.001, 813 nucleotides. RefSeq names its product alcohol dehydrogenase GroES-like domain-containing protein. The transcript is spliced from 5 exons. The record is from RefSeq and is a predicted model, not a curated record. Gene Ontology annotation, molecular function: oxidoreductase activity. Lineage: Eukaryota; Fungi; Ascomycota; Sordariomycetes; Glomerellales; Glomerellaceae. The coding region runs from base 1 to 813 and encodes 270 amino acids.